Eurypyga helias (sunbittern) is the source of this 661-nucleotide messenger RNA. RefSeq names its product family with sequence similarity 78, member A (gene FAM78A). NCBI's taxonomy places the organism in Eukaryota, Metazoa, Chordata, Aves, Eurypygiformes, Eurypygidae. The transcript is spliced from 2 exons. The annotation marks the transcript as partial. The record is from RefSeq and is a predicted model, not a curated record.
ACAAACCGUGUCCCGUGGCACGGCCCGCAGCGGGGAGUCUGAAGGGGUCAGGUGCAAACGCCACGCUGGGACCGAGCUGCGGCCACUCAGCCCCUUGGGCGGCGGGGACGUCACCUCUGGGAGAGCCGAUGCGUCAAGUUGGGAGCUUCCGGAUCUACUGGACGGUAAAAUCCAGGCCAUCAGUGACUCGGAUGGCGUGAACUAUCCCUGGUAUGGAAACACGACGGAAACCUGCACCAUCGUGGGUCCCACAAAGAAGGAAUCCAAGUUCAACAUCAGCAUGAACGACAACUUCUACCCGAGCGUGACGUGGGCCGUGCCCGUCAGCGAGAGCAACGUGGCCAAACUCACAAGCAUCCACCGGGAUCAAAGCUUCACCACCUGGCUGGUGGCCACCAACACGGCUACCAGCGAAAUGGUGACCCUGCAGACUAUCAAGUGGCGCAUGAGGCUGGGCAUCGAGGUGAAUCCCAGCAGGCCCCUGGGGCACCGUGCCAAGCUGCAGGAGCCCUCCGCUCAAGAGCAGCCCCAGGUCCUUAGCAAGAAUGAGCCAAUACCACCCAGUGCCCUUGUCAAACCCAACGCCAACGAUGCUCAGGUACUCAUGUGGAGGCCAAAGGACGGACCACCGCUUGUGGUGAUACCUCCAAAGCACCGAUAA